GGGAAUAACGUUAUUUGUUUUCUUGUUCGUUGGUUUCAUAUUGCUCUUAUAUGGACCCUAUCGUUGUUCAUUCGCCAGUAGCAGCACGUCCCCGGACGCAGAGAUUAGCUUCAUCUCACUCUUCGCUUUCAGACUUUUCUUGCCUACUGUCCCUCACAAUUCACUUUGACGCCCUCUAGCGAUGCCGCAGACGCUCACUCUGCCUCCCCCCGUUAUCUUCGAGUCUGACGAUGUAUCUGAAUCUGGCUCAGUCUUAACCAGCCAACGAUUUCCCCACACCCGUGCCCAACUAUUAGUUAUAAUUCGUCAGCAGAAGGGCGCUGCAGACGGCUUCGAUGGUGAUGGAGACGUAGAUGAAUCAAUCCGCAUCAGCACCUCUUUUGUGACGAAAGUAGCAGGCUUUCUUGCUAAUGAGCAAGAAGAUGAACUUAAAGAAUCAUUGAAGACUACUUGUGGGGUAGAAGACGACAUGCUUGAACAACAUGUCUUAGAUUUGAUGCAUAGACACCACGACGACGUAGCAGGCGUUCCUUUCCUUUUCUUGACUCCAACGCGACGACCAUCUCGACCCUCUUCUCGCGCUUCCACCCACUCUGCUGCUCGGUUCAUUCCAAACAGGCCAGAUACCCCCAGUUCAGUACCCAGUUCUCCUCUUGCUAUCGGUUUUCGUAGGCCACAUACACCUGCUGGUUCUCCUCUUGUCGCUGGAAACGCAACCUCAUACAUGACUGCACGUAGCGUUUCGCCCAUGAACUCUCCAACACUGGCGCAUGCUCAAGCGCAAGUUCAUCCUCAAUUCACUUCAAGCCUUCCAUCAUCACCAAUAAGCUCUCCUCGACUUUUGAGCGCAAAAGCAACCGAAUUCAAACCUAUACCCCGGCCCCUAUCUGCAGCUGCAGCUUCGUGCACCCCCGGAACCCUUUCUGGCUACAGAACCGAGACACCGUCUCCUGACUUGUGGUCCCAUACCCAGCUCAGAGCAACUUCUAAUCUCGCCAUCGCUGCGCCGUUGGUGCCGGACAAUUCUUUGCAGCCCCGGGCUGUAACUCCAAGCUCCCUCCGCUCGUCCCUUAGACCAGGAGAAGAAGACGAAGAAGACGACCCAUUCGACCCCUUCGCGCCCAAGACAGCAUCCAACUCCUUCCAUCCAAUUACGAUCACUGACUUUGACCAGUGGAUGGAUAGUACCUCAAUCUCACCCGAUGAUCCACUUGCACAAAGUUACUACCAGCAGGGCGAUGACUAUGACCCGCAGUUCGAUGGGUCAGUCGACGACGUGGAGGGGACAGGGUACUUGACAGAUGGGAUGACACCCCUUGAUGUGCUUAGCUCGGUGUUCGGAUCCACCCUUGCGCCAUCUGAGCUGGAAGAUGCACUUUCUCAGAACGGUUAUGAUUUCGACCGUGCUAUGGCAUGGCUUAUUGAUCGCGCUCUACCUUCUCCACCUCAGCACAGCCAACCUCGUAUGCAGUCCAUGGGAGGACGAGUGACGUUAGUUGCUAGGGAUGGUAGCGCCGGUGUGCAUGGAGGACGCGGAGGCUUCCAGCCCGCCCGAGGUUCUACCAGAGGCAAUGGACGGCCCGUCCCGGGAGGAAAUAGGGUUUGCCGCUAUUACCUUGCGGGUGAAUGCUUGCGCGCCGAUUGCCGCUUCAGCCACGACCUAGAGAGAGCCCUCUGCCGAUUCUGGUUGCGUGGGACCUGUGCCAAACAGGAUCAAUGUGAAUUCUUGCAUCACCUUCCUAAAGACGUUGAUGUGGCUACUGUGACUGGCGCACUUUCACGGACCAGUAUCAGCAGCUCUAGUACCCGCACUGCAAGCCCUCCACCUGAUGAGUUCCCAGCUCUCGGAUUCGAUGCGUCUCGUAAUCGGAGAGGUUACGGCGGCGCCCGUGAUGGCCAUUGGCAACACGAUCCUGGUCGCACGAGAUUUUCAGCGGCCGUAAAGAGACCAGCUCCUGCUCAAGUGCCAGUGGACCGCACAACGGCCACUCGUCAGCCAAUCUCAUCCAAUGCAUCUGUGGAUAACCUGCACAUUCGCACCUCGAUCGUGGCUCCCAAGCCAUCGCCUCGCAUCAAGUUACGUUCCCCGGCACUAUUGCCCACGCUACCUACCGGGGAAUCGAUCAAUGCUUUAUAUAUGUCAUAUCGAUCUCGAGCACUGCAACUGGGUGCCGCUCGGAAUGCGUGCUUAUCCCGGGCCGCCGAUGCAUGGAGGCGUGGUGAUGGUGCCGCAGCCAAACGAUUUAGCAGGGAGGGUCACGAUCUCAAUGCUAAAAUGGGCAAUGAGAUGACGACAGCCGCUAGUAAACUUGUCAGAGAACGUGCAAAAGUUGCUGAACAAGCUGUGAAGAGCCGAGAUCUUGGCUGGUCUGAUGAUGCCGGAGACCGAACUGCCCGUGGCCGAACCUGCGGAGGAGGUUUGGGAGUAUGUUUAGGCAUAGCCGCCACCACCGUAGGCGGUGAUUCGAAAUUGACGUCUGAAGAGAGGACUGAAUCUAUGCUCGACCUCCACGGUUUACAUUCGAAUGAGGCAACGGAUGUUCUCGAGGAAUUCUUGCUUGCUCUCGAGCGGGAACAUUUCCUUGGUCUUGCUUUCCUUAUUGUCGGAGAAGAAAAACACACUGGAACACAGGACGCAGCGCGUGGUGCCUCGCGGGCCCGCCUCGCUGCAGGUGUGCGAGAAUGGCUCCAUCGGUGGGGUUAUCCUUGGAGCGAGCGCGACGGCAUCAUCUGUGUAGAUUCUCUUACUCACGGAUGAGGACGCCGUUGGUGCAAUCUCCGUACCACCGGAGCUGAUAGAAUGACCCUUUUGCUAAGACUGGUAUUUGCUUUGAAAUGGAACGCUGUGAAGGAUAAUGUGUUAUUAGGCAGAUCUAUUGAAGGGUGUAUGAUUGUACAAACUAGGGCAGAAAAUGUGAUUUCCUUUUCUUUCGUCUUAUGUCGUGU
Molecule: messenger RNA, 2946 nt
Organism: Suillus clintonianus
Lineage: Eukaryota; Fungi; Basidiomycota; Agaricomycetes; Boletales; Suillaceae
Exons: 5
Coding region: 182-2758 (858 amino acids)
Molecular function (GO): metal ion binding
Source: RefSeq, a predicted model, not a curated record